GCCGGUAGCUUCUGCUCUGCUCCCCUUUAUAAGCCGUCACCUGCUUUCAUCACUUCUCUAUUUUCUUUCACUUUACAAGCUUUCUUCAAACGAAUCCCACCUGGGUUUGCAUGCACUCUUCUUCUAGAAACUUCGUCCUCUUUUCAACAUUUAUUUCCUUCUAGAUUUCGUUUCUGCGUUUAAUGGGUUUUUGUUUUUAGCUUUUGAGAUUAUGGUAGCUUGUGAAUGGUGCAGUUUUGAGUAACGGCUGAGAUUUUGGAAAGGAAUCAAAAAAACAAAAGAAAAAGAAGGGAGGUUGAGUGAGUGUGAUACUAUUAAAUGGCUCCAGCUACCAACUGGCUCUCAUUUUCACUGUCUCCAAUGGACAUGUUGAGGUCAUCUUCUGAGUCUCAGUUUGUGUCCUAUGAGGGUUCUUCUGCACCUUCACCGCAUUACUUGAUCGAUAACUUCUAUGCUAAUGGAUGGCCGCAAGCAAAACCCCAAAUGUUCUUCAUGGAAGGUGAAGAGACCCAGAACAGGGAGACUCAUCAGUCACAUACCAUAGCUGAUUCUCCCAUCUUCAUCAACCCACAAACCCAAACCCAAUCAGUACCGAAGCUCGAAGACUUUCUCGGUGAUUCUUCAUCAAUCGUUCGGUAUUCCGAUAGCCAAACAGAAACCCAAGAUUCCUCCCUCACUCAAAUCUACGAUCAUGGGUCCACCUACUUCAACGAGCACCAAGAUCUCAAUGCGAUUACUGGGUUUCAAGCGUUUUCUGCCAACUCGGGGUCAGAAGUUGAUGACUCGUCGUCAAUGGGUAGGACUCAGUUAACGGGAACCGAGUUCACCGGCCACUCUAUUGAGUCAUCGGGGACUGAUUUGGGGUUCUCCAAUUGCCCCACCGGAGCUCUGUCUCUCCGGGUUAAUCAGAGCAGUGAUGACAGUAAGACUAAUAACAAGGACAACAAUACCAAGGCCAUUGUAUCCGUUGACUCCGAUUGUUCUAAGAAAAUUGCAGACACUUUUGGUCAAAGAACUUCAAUUUACAGAGGAGUUACAAGACACAGAUGGACGGGUAGAUAUGAAGCACAUCUGUGGGAUAACAGCUGUAGGAGAGAGGGUCAGGCCAGAAAAGGGCGUCAAGUGUAUUUGGGUGGAUAUGACAAGGAAGACAAGGCGGCAAGGGCUUAUGAUUUGGCAGCUCUAAAAUAUUGGGGUCCCACUGCAACCACCAACUUUCCUAUGUCAAAUUACACAAAGGAAUUGGAGGAGAUGAAACAUGUAACCAAGCAGGAGUUCAUCGCAUCCCUUAGGAGGAAGAGUAGUGGGUUUUCAAGGGGAGCCUCAAUAUACAGGGGUGUCACAAGGCAUCAUCAACAGGGUCGAUGGCAAGCAAGGAUAGGCCGUGUUGCUGGAAACAAAGACCUUUACCUAGGGACUUUUGCUACUGAAGAGGAGGCAGCUGAAGCCUAUGAUAUUGCAGCCAUAAAGUUUAGAGGCAUCAAUGCAGUGACCAACUUUGAGAUGAGCCGAUAUGAUGUCGAAGCCAUAGCCAAGAGUACUCUUCCCAUUGGCGGGGCAGCUAAGCGCCUCAAACUCUCUCUCGAAUCGGAACAAAAACCUAUUCUAAGCCAUGAGCAGCAGUCCCAGUGCAGCGCCAUCAGCAACAACAUAAGCUUUUCCCCACUCCAGCCAGUUUCUGCCAUCCCCUGUGGCGUCCCCUUUGAUGCUGCAGCAGCAAUCUACCAUCAGAACCUCCUGCACCACCUUCAAGCCACUAACAUGGGCAUUUCUGAUUCCCCAAGCACCAACCCAUCCUUGCAAACUUCAAUGCCUGUAAUGCCACAGCCAGCUGAGUUUUUCAUAUGGCCUCAUCAGUCUUACUAGAAUGACAACUUGCUCACUUUAACUUCUCUAAUAUGGCAAUUCAGCUUAUAGUAGCAAACUAGCAGCCACAGCACUGGCUUUGUUUCAGCGUGCUGACCCGCAUCUAACCCUCACAACUUGAUGAUCUUCCUCUAACCUCGGCAAAGAGUAGCAGGACAAGGCAGGAGGCUUUUUUGUUUCAGGGUAAAAGUUCUAGCUUAAAAUGUAGGAAGGGGGAAUCUGUAAAGGAUCUUAUCUUCAAUUUGGUAGAUGUAAAACAUUUCCAGUUUCUCUUAAUCUUAACAAGAAAAUUUUGCAAGCUCG
Rubroshorea leprosula is the source of this 2169-nucleotide messenger RNA. Lineage: Eukaryota; Viridiplantae; Streptophyta; Magnoliopsida; Malvales; Dipterocarpaceae. The record is from the annotation of a GenBank genome assembly.